GCGUUGAACCAAUGGUUGAAAGUCUACAAUACACCAGAGGGGCCUCGAGCGAGCAAUCUCGUACUCGAAAGCCUAUCUACAUGCACCGGUUACACAAUGAAAAAGUCGGAUUCUCCAAACACGAGGAACUAGAGGCUUGAAGGAUUGUUUGAGAGUGAAAUACAAACUGCGAUACAAACCUAUUCAUCGACAACGAAGUAAGAUACAAGAUUUCGAUUCAGAACUCUACUGACUGGUCAGUACGUUCCCUCAUCCAGCAAAGAGACGUUGACAAUCCACAACCCCAAAGACGACAGCCUUGUUACGGAUAAAGUCCAAGCUGCCUCUGAGCGAGAUGUCGACAAAGCUGUGGCAGCGGCGAAGGCUGCGUUUCCGGGAUGGAAACGUAUACCAAGUAGCAGACGCUCAGCGAUAAUGCUCAAGUAUGCGGACCUCGUUGAACAACAUAGCGACAAGAUAUCUCAUCUAGAGUCAAUCUCAAUGGGACAACCAAUUUGGCUGGCCAAAGCCAUCGUGGGGAUGCAAGUGGCAAGUUGGCGGUACUAUGCAGGUUUUACGGAUAAGAUUCCCGGUGAGACUUAUCCAGAGAAUGGUGACGGUUUCUUCAAAAUGGUGAAUUAUGAACCAUUGGGUGUCUGCGCGGGAAUUUCAGCUUGGAAUGGUACGCAAUUUUCAGUUGCCAGGAAGAUUGCUCCUGCUGUUGCUGUCGGAAACACCUAUAUCUUCAAAUCGUCCGAAAAGAGUCCACUGGGCGUGCUGUACCUUGGGAAGCUUUUCAAGGAAGCAGGGUUUCCUCCCGGCGUGGUCAACCUUCUAUCGGGAUCUGGCAGAGUUGGAGCAUUGCUGGCAUCACACAUGGACAUUGCUCACAUUACUUUUACGGGCUCGGCCGCUGCAGGAAGGCAGGUUCAAAUUGCAGCCGCCAAAAGUAAUUUGAAACACGUUGUUCUCGAACUUGGAGGGAAGAGUCCAGCACUCAUCUUCAAUGAUGCCAACCUUGACAACGCCGUUGCACAUAACUCUCGUGGAUUCCUGCUCAACAGUGGUCAGAUAUGUAUGGCGGGUUCGAGGAUCCUGGUACAAAGUGGAAUCGCGCCAAAGUUUAUUGAAGCCUUGAAGGCAGCAUUCAUCAAAUUAAACGACCUUUUGGCCGACCCAGCUCUGGACAGUACUUAUCUAGGUCCACUUGCCGACAAGGCUCAGUUUGAAAGAGUCAUGAGCUACCUCGAAGGUGCUAAAAAGGAUGGCAUAGAAGUUUUGACAGGAGGUGGCCGUAAAGGGGACAGGGGUCGUUUCGUCGAACCCACCAUUCUCAUGGACCCAGACGUUACAGCCAAGGUCUACACUGAGGAGAUUUUCGGACCGGUUGUUGUGAUAAAGACGUUUGAGACUGAAAAGGAAGCUAUCGAAAUGGCCAACAAUACAAGCUAUGGCCUUGGAGCUACUGUCUACACCAACGACAUCACCAGGGCACUCCGAGUCACCGCGGAGCUGGAGGCAGGCACCGUCACGGUCAAUUCAUUUCACCGACUCGUACCGGAAACUCCCUUUGGUGGCAAGAAGCAAAGUGGCUACGGCAGAGAAGGAGGAUUCGAAGGCAUAAAACUAUUUUUGGAAGCCAAGACAGUCCAAAUCAACAUGACUAUGCCCGAAGAUUGAUGAGGCAUGGAACCAGUAUUGAAUCUGGAUGCAAGGUAACAGGAAAACAGAGUGGCUGGCUGGUCUUUCGGCCUUGGAAAAAUGCAAGGAACGCGCUUUCAUAACCGGAAGAUAUAUUUGAUAACGCACCAAAUGCGUAGGUUUGCGAGAGGUCGGACACUGGCCAGAUUAAAUAGCUUCCCACAAGUGGCUUCAGGCACAAAUGGCCC
Molecule: messenger RNA, 1868 nt
Organism: Exophiala xenobiotica
Lineage: Eukaryota; Fungi; Ascomycota; Eurotiomycetes; Chaetothyriales; Herpotrichiellaceae
Exons: 4
Coding region: 415-1659 (414 amino acids)
Molecular function (GO): aldehyde dehydrogenase (NAD+) activity
Source: RefSeq, a predicted model, not a curated record